AUGUGUAAAUAAUAAAUUUGGACGUGAUUGAUUUUGAUAUCAUAUUAAAGAAAUUGAUCUCGUACCUAAUUAUCAAGGAGGCUCAAUAAGAUUUGUGGCCUAAAGCCAACUUUAACGGGAGGCCUUAUUUUUUCUGCUCCAUUUUUUUAAAAGAAAAAUUAACCUAUAAAUCUAUUAUAGGUAAACUUUAGGCCUCAUUUUCCAUUAACUAAAGGUCUUAGGUUUGAGCCUCAGAACAAAAAAAAAAAAAAAAAAUUGUUAGGGAAUGCUUCCCUUUUUAAUCAGCCUUAUGUGUCUCGAAAUUGAUUUAAUCAAAAAAUUCAAUUCGAGUACCGAACAUCAGAUGAAAAAAGGGGGCCCCAAAAUUUUGGGGGCGUAAAGCCCCCAAUUUAGUGGCUUGGCCCUCUGGCCCUUUCUAAUUAUAAAAGUUAGUUCAAGAAAUAAGGAUUAUCUAAACUAUAUAAAGAGACCUUCCAUCCCUUAAAAGAAAUCCGUCUCUUAAACCCGGAGGCAAGGUUGGUUUGGCUUCUACUAAAAUGCAAGAGUCAUGCCUUUCUAUGUUACUGAAAACGUGCUCGCAUGCACACACAAAUGACUUUUUCUGUCUUCUUGGUUUUGUGAAAAAAUAUCCUCUUUUUUUUUCUUUUUUUUUUCUUUUAGUUUGAAAAGAAGGCUUCAAAUGAAUGUCAGCAUCCAUACUUCUUGUCCUCUUUACCAAAUAAACCUAAGCACCCUCGUCAUCUUUCUAUCGUAUUGCACUAAUGCCCUUUUCCUCCCUCCUCAUGUUGAUGUUUGUCAUACAAAUUCAAAUUUUCAUUAAGACAUACUUCAAGAACCCCACCUCGUACGAGCACAUGAAAAAUGGAAUAUGUCGAAUCAAUUGGCAAUAUUCAAGCCACUACGUCAAUGGAUAGACCUGUUAAGAAACUCAAAUUAAGCCCAUCAUCACAACAAAAAAACCUUAUAAGAGCACCAUUUUUCAAUCUAUCGUAUGAUCCAAAACAGUCGAACAGAUUCAGUGGAGACGGGGUGGGACCUGUAGCUCGGAGGAUUACAACAUGUAGCUACGAACCACGGUUUUGUUAUACUCCUCAUAAUUCAAGAUUUCGUUUUCCUUUUGCUCUUGAUGAUCCCCCAUCAACAAGUGAUUGUCACCUUUAUUGGCAAUCACUUGAUCAGAAUCAAACUAUGAUUUCUUUUGCACCUCAGAAUUGCUAUGAUCUUGACUAUGAGCCGCACCAUCACGCAAAGAUUCGGUGUCAAAGCACUUACAAUGGUACGUUAACAACAUCAUCAACGACAAUGAUGAAUGGUUAUGGCACUGUCUCCUCCCCUUCCCCUAAACGGUACAGGGGAGUGAGACAACGCCACUGGGGGAAAUGGGUAGCGGAGAUUCGUCUUCCGCGUAAAAGAACUAGACUCUGGUUAGGCACUUUUGACACCGCUGAGGAAGCUGCUUUUGCUUAUGAUGUCAAGGCCUUUAGUCUCAGAGGAACAGAUGCACGACUUAAUUUCCCGCAUCUGUUCCUCGGGGAUGUACACCCGUCUAGUAAUUACAUAGACGAGACCUCGUCACCAGCUUCAAGUACUACGUCAUUCUUGAAAAGUCAUCGUUCUCAAAUCCAACACAAGAAACGGCACAUCAGUCCCGUGGGACAGAGUACCUCUGUUUUAGACAAGGAAAUAAGGAUGUUUGAUGGGAGCGAUAUACAUGAAUCAACGUCCAAAUAUACUACUAAUAUACUACAAGAAAAUAGUGAUUAUUAUCAGGCUUAUACUGAUGUAAUCCAAUCAAAAGAAGGCCUAUUUGAUAGUAUAUCAGAUAAAAGGUGGGAUAGCAUGGCUGAUCUGUGGAAUUACAGCAUUUGCUCUGAUGAUAAUUUGCAGCAACAGCAGUGUGACUUCACCAUUAAUGAUCCAGGCUUCGGGGACGAUCUUUUAAGUACCACCAGCAACCUACUGCAACAGGAUAAUUCAACUUUUCCAGGGACGGAUACAGGGCUGAGUUCUGGGGUUGAAGUGAACCUAUUGUUUUCAACUCAGAACUCUGUAUACAUAUUAUAGGAUGAGGCGAAUCUAAGAUUUAAAUUUUAUAGAUUUCAGCCUUUAAAAGUCUUAGUGCUAAACUAACUGUAUUUUUAAAUUAUGGGUUUAGAGUCUCAUUUUUAUUUCUUUUUAUUUUUUGACUUUUACAUAUAUACCAUUGUUUUGUGAAUUGGGGUCGAUUGAAUCCACAGGUGAACUAUUAAAAUCACACUCAUUUUAAAUUAACUUAUUCUAUAUUUUAGAUUCGGCUAUGA
This is a messenger RNA of Lycium barbarum (goji berry), 2300 nucleotides long. Its product is annotated as ethylene-responsive transcription factor CRF2-like. Gene Ontology annotation, biological process: regulation of DNA-templated transcription. The record is from RefSeq and is a predicted model, not a curated record. Lineage: Eukaryota; Viridiplantae; Streptophyta; Magnoliopsida; Solanales; Solanaceae. The transcript has a single exon. Bases 862 to 2064 code for a protein of 400 amino acids. Gene Ontology annotation, molecular function: DNA binding; DNA-binding transcription factor activity.